Molecule: messenger RNA, 7853 nt
Organism: Zeugodacus cucurbitae (melon fly)
Lineage: Eukaryota; Metazoa; Arthropoda; Insecta; Diptera; Tephritidae
Gene: Octbeta2R
Product: octopamine receptor beta-2R
Exons: 9
Coding region: 4363-6375 (670 amino acids)
Biological process (GO): adenylate cyclase-activating adrenergic receptor signaling pathway
Cellular component (GO): membrane
Molecular function (GO): octopamine receptor activity
Source: RefSeq, a predicted model, not a curated record
CGCUGCCCGCUUGGCACUGGCGACAGCCGCUGCUCAACUGCUCAGGCAUGCGACAGCUCAUUCGUAAGUGAACUGUUUGGUGUGCUGCCACGUCGUUUGCGGAUUGCGCGCGAUUUGUGUAUAACAAACAGGCAUACAGUUGAUAAUAUAGAGUUGAAUAAGAUAAACAAGAAAAUAUAUGUGAAAACAAAGCACAAGUGAUGGAUGAUAAGAAUGAAAAGCGGAUGAUACAGAACGCCAGUGGAAAGUGAGUGUGUAGUAUUCAUAGCGCAUUUUAACGGUCGCCCAGUGAGUCUUGUGUCCGGCGCGGGUAAUUUGAGAAAGUACACAGAAGUGCCAAUUGUGUGACAGUCUGGCAGACAAUUUAAAAAUUACCCCAAAUGCAGGCGACUGAACUGAACUGAACUGAAACCGCCGCAAAUACAAAUAAUGACGAUUGCUUUCGUGCGACGCUGAGCAGCAGCCCAAAUGACAGUUGAAAUUAAAUAUGAAAUACAACAACAAUAGAAACACUUCAACUGAUUAAAGUAUGAAAAGUGUCAUAAAAAAGCACUUUGAAGGAAUAUUAAAAACAAAUCACAAGUGGCGAAGUGAAAUAAAAUAAAUUUAAUUAAAACUAACAAAUACACAAAUGUACUUCCAUUAUAAUUAUGUAUGCAUGUGGUCAACGAGGUAAGGUAAACAAAUUGUUAAGUGCCAGUAGCAACAAAUUAUAACUAUUAUAACAACCGAAAUGCUUACCUAUUCAAACCAUAAUAUAUGAGUUCAGCAAUAAUAAUUUCGCCCGAGUGUCGAUAAAAAAGCAAAACUCAAAAGUAAAGUAAAACUGAAAUGUCGCAGACCCGCCGAAGUAUUUAGCUCGUUCUCAGCGUGUUGCGUAUACGCCAGCGGUGCCGCGAGCAUUCAAACGUGAUGUUUUCCAAUUCUCAACUUUUUUCGAUUCAUUUCGGUGUGGUUGUUGUACAUAGGUGUUACAGUUGUUGUCGACUCAUCUAAGCAGUUCUAUUGCAAUUAUAUUUUAUGGGCCCCGGACCCGCUGCCGCACGCGCCGCCGCCGUCCAUUGCUGCCAUGUACUCGUAAACCCGGGACUGAGUAGCUAACUGCGAGGGCUAGGCACAGUCAGGGUGACACGUGCAUCGGAAAUAUUCGCUUUCAAAAUAAUUUACACGUUUAGCAGAGCGCGCUCAAAUUUACGACCCCACUUUGCAAGCGUCUUUCUUUGUAGCCAAAUUUCGGGUAAAUAAGCAUAAUUAAAUAUGAAUAAAUCACAGAAAUUCUUAAUUAAAGUGCAGCGUCACUUCAAUGAAUUCCGUUAUAAGUGUUUGCAAAGUCAAUUUUAAGUGAACGCUUUUGGUGUUGAUCAGUUAUGAAAAGCGACUACUGAAAAAUUAAUGAAAAAAGAGAAAUCAAAAUCUUCAGUAUUUAAAGAAAACAAAAUGAGAAAGUGUGAAUACACCAACUGAUAUUCCAAAAGAUAAACCUAAGAAAUUCCUAAAUGACUGUUCCAAUCCAAACAAUUUUAACGCCUCAAUUUCAAUUCGGUGUUAUUAUUAUUGUUGUUGCUACAUAGAGCUAUAUAUGUGAUGAGUGUACCAUAGCAAGCCGUCGCUUGCCACAAAUAUCAACCACGUCAGCAGCUGCCAGUGUCAGGGUCAAAGCCGCAACACGAUUCGCGGUUUUGCAACAGUGCCUGUCAUCGCUGCAACAUGCCAUUACUAUGUACUUGCUGUAAAUGUGCGACUAGAGUCAACAAGCGGAGACAACUACUGAUGGGCUGUCAUCUAAACUACUCAGCGGCCCAGCUCAGCUUAAAGCGCCAGUGAAGCAGGCCUCCCACAGUCAACCGCUGCUGCGGAAGUUAAUGCAAAACGAAUCCUUACACAACAGAAGUAUAGUUACAUAUACAACGUAACGUUGGUCAAUUAUAAUUGCGGAAUGGCUCCUGAACAAGCCAAGGUGUUCUAAAUGGAUCACCUCGGAGCUUUAUUGAAUUUAGGCUUCCUCAGAGUGUGCUUUCAUAUCUCAAACACAUACUUAACCAUUCAUAUUUCAUGUAUAAGUGGACUUCAUAUAUUGUUUGUGAGUUGCAGGUAACGCCUCAGAAUGAGAAGAUAUUCCAAGAGAGAGGACAACCAAUUCAACUCAAAUAAAUAUUUGUCUGUAAAUAAAUGGUCGGGAUUAUGUGUUCAUAUGUAUACACUUAUUACUGAAGCAUUUUCCCUUCACUAUGUCAUCUAUUUUGCUUGUUAUUAUUAUGUUUUGGUUGCCUUUUAUCUUGAGUGGCAAGCAUUCAAUGCCAUUCCCAACACCGAGCAUUCUUAGGCAAUUCAAUGGCGUCGACCAAGAGCAUUUUUCGUAUUUCUAUUUCAACAAUAAACAAACUGUAAAGAAGAAAGAAUGAAAGAAUAAACCUUUUUCUACCAUUUUCUGCAAAUUUACAGCUUCUGCCUUCUGCCAGUUAUUUUGACAGUGCCAUUAUGUGUGUCCGUCCGGUAGAGCUCAGAGCAGUGUGUCCAACCACUUGCCACCGUUUUCGUUUAUUUUUAAGAGAAUUUGAAUUUAUUAGGCUUUUUACUAUUGUCUAUUCUGCACACAGUCAAAUGCUAGACACAGACAUACACGCAGGUAUAUAUGUAUAUAAAAACUGUUUAUUCAGCGCUUUGCCUUUUCUGGCGGCCGUACAGCUGCUGCUGCUGGUUUUGUAUUGUAGAUUUGACCCUCUUCAGUGGGGUUAAGAAGCUGCAAAUAAAUUCCGCUCUGCUACAAAACCUUCUUAAGGGUUUUUCAAUUGGAUAAAAGCGUGCGGUCUUUUUGUUUCUUAUCGGAUCGUAGCAUAUCAGCCUUCAAUGAGCAACUGCGGCAGACGGAAGUUGUGAAUUUUUGUUGUUCACUUUCUGGAGGUUGUUGGGUAUGGCUUCACUGGCGGCAUGGAGCUGAACUGAAGACCGCCAUGCAGCUGGCGAUGAUGGAAAAGUUGCAUCCACACUUUCUGGCGGCGAAGGGCAAUUGCGGUUUUGGCAGAGGAAGGCAAUUAAAAAUUCAUUGCAACAUAUUGAGCAAGCCAACGCCUUGGACGACUGCCAGAAUGAUCAAGUAUAAUGUUAGUGGUCGCUGCGACUACUGUGCUUUGCUGUGCUAUGCUAUGGAUGGCUAAAUGCUUAAUUACGAUGCUGAUGAUAAUGGCGAUGAGCGCGGGAGGAGCGAAGUGAGAAAGACACAAACAAGGCACAAGAAGCAGUGGCCACAAGGAAAUGCUAUAAUUGUUGGACGCAUUGCGCAUUCAGACAUAUUCGUAUGUACGACUGUAUGCGCACAUACAACAACAACAAUCAACAUUUAGGAGACAGAACAAUUUGGCAAGUGCAAGAGGAAAGGCCACGAACAAAUGCGAAAACGACAUAAACAAAUUUAUAAAUUUUCGAAAAACGUCACAUACAUUCAUAAACAACACGAAAACGACUAAAACAAAAGAAAACACCAAAGACAACAACAACUAGAAACAAAGCACAACAAUAAAAUUAAAACAUUAAGAGCAAUCAAGUUUGUGGCCAAGAGACAGUGAUCAUUAAAAGCAAUAACAAUAAUAACAAAGAGCAAAAACAAAAAUACACCGCCAAUCAUCACAAAAUAGAAAAGAAAACAACAACAAUAAACACAACACAACGGCCGAACACAUCCAGCGCCUAGCCUAGCCGCAACCUAGCCACGUUCGCGGUGAAGGUGACGGUGACGGUGACAACUACAAACAACACGAUACAACAACAAUAAAUAACAUAAAUAAAUGACAAAAAAAAUUUCAAAAACUACAACAACCACAACGAAUAACAAACAACGUGUGAGAAGCAAAAGAUUAGUUCAGCGUUGAUGUUGUUGAUGGCCGAUGGACAGCGAUGGCGGUGAGGGCGCGUCGGCACGCCUAGCAGCACUGGUGACGUGUGACACAACGACCAGGACGGCCGACAGCCGACGGUCGACAGACCACUUUCCACCAUGCUGCCUGCAGUACAGUUCGGGGCGUAGAAAGCGUAACGCGCGUUCCAAAAGCGAACAUUUCUGUGGCGGCUCGUCGACGACGGCACUUGAACGGGCGUCAGUGAUAACAGUAAAAUACCGUAUUUAAAGAAACAAAUUGUGACAUUUCAGAGAAACGCAGCACAAACGCUGAAGUGGAAUUAUUGCAAAUCGCAAAUUUAAUUCAAAAGUGCAAUGGCCAUUUAAUGAAAGAAAUUAAAGAAUAAAAAAUAAAUUAAAAUAAAAAUAAAAAUAAAAAUAAAAUUAGUGAAAAGUGUGAUUUGAAUUGUGAAAUAUUGUACAACUGAUUUACCCAACUGAAAACAUUUGUGCGAAAAGGUUGAAACAACAUGUCUACCAAUACUCCAACUAUGCUUCCAUUAACUCCAACAGCAACAACAACAACACCCAAACAUAGCACAAACAGCCAAAGUGCAGUGCAAAGAACUACAAACGCAUCGGCAACGCGUCGAAAGAGACGAAAUGUGUGCAGUGAACUUGAACAGUGUAAAAGUAAUCGAGUAGCGGUAAACGCUGCAGCAACAACAACAACACAAGUUGCAACGAACGAACAAAUGGCGACAGCGCCAACAACAGCACCAACAACCCCUGCAACGACAAUGCGUGGGCCAGCGCCGCAACUAGCCACAACGGCCGCGACGUCGGGCACAGCGAUCACAACACCCCCACCGCCGCGAUUAGCGUCUGCAACAGCGGUAAUCACAUCGGCAACUGCAGCGGCAACAGAUACAGCCACCAUGCACCAGCGACGACAGCACUGUCAGCGACGUGCAACUAUAGCAGCAACAACACCAACAGUGACCGAGGCACAGAACAACAUGACAAGCGCAACAUCGACCCGUGCACGCGCCUGCAGCCUCGGCUUCAACCUCAGCACGGCUUUUGCGACUGCGCUUCUGCACACCAGCGUCGCAGUCGCCGCCGCCGCUUCAACACAGACUCAGACGCAUCACAGCGUCGCUGCCAAGCACCACACGCCCCAGGCGCAGGCCGUGCUGGACAGCGGCAUGCUGUCCCAACUGGACCCCAACACAACUUCCACGUUGCUGGGCUCUGCUGCCGCCACCAUGACGCCGAGCAAUUUCACACUGCUGGACGAUGCUGGCGCCGACGGUGUGAAGGGCAUCGACGGUACGAACAGCGGCGAGUGGUUCGACGUGGUGUUCUUGGUGUUCAAGGCGUCCCUCAUGCUCUUCAUCAUAAUUGCGGCCAUUUUUGGAAAUCUCCUUGUCAUUAUCUCUGUGAUGCGGGUUAGAAAAUUAAGAAUCAUAACGAAUUACUUUGUAGUGUCCCUGGCUAUGGCCGACAUUAUGGUGGCUGUGAUGGCUAUGACGUUUAACUUCAGUGUUCAAAUAACUGGGCGUUGGAAUUUUGGAAUAUUUGUCUGCGAUCUGUGGAACAGCUUGGAUGUUUAUUUCUCGACAGCCAGCAUUUUGCAUCUGUGUUGCAUCUCCGUGGACAGAUACUAUGCGAUUGUGAAACCGCUCAAGUAUCCGAUAAAUAUGACCAAACGCGUGGUGACCAUUAUGCUGAUAAAUACGUGGGUCUCGCCGGCACUGCUCUCCUUCCUGCCCAUAUUCAUCGGUUGGUACACGACCGAGGAGCACAUGAACUUCGUGAAACGACAUCCCGAUCGCUGCGAAUUCAUUGUCAACAAGCCGUACUGUGUUAUAUCGAGUUCGAUUUCCUUCUGGAUUCCAUGCACCAUUAUGAUUUUCACAUACUUGGCGAUAUUCCGGGAGGCCAAUCGCCAGGAGAAGCAAAUGAUGGCGCGUCAGGGCAACGCGAUGUUGAUGCACCGCCAUUCGGAAGAUGCACGCACCAGCGUUGGAGUGAGCAACAGCACAGGUGAAGCGCUCAGCGGCUCCGGCUCAUCGAAAACUUUGACGCUGCACGAAGUGGAGCAGGACCACACUCCGACAAAGGAUAAACAUUUAAUCAAAAUGAAACGAGAACACAAGGCUGCCAGAACUCUGGGCAUAAUUAUGGGCACAUUCAUCGUCUGCUGGCUGCCAUUCUUCCUUUGGUACACCAUCACCAGUCUGUGUGACUUGACCGCGCCGGACAUUGUGGUCGCAAUACUCUUCUGGAUCGGCUACUUCAACUCCACGCUCAACCCACUCAUAUACGCUUACUUCAACCGCGAGUUCCGCGAGGCAUUCCGCAACACGCUGCAAUGUCUCUUCUGCAACUGGUGGCGGGAUCGCGGUCUGCCGCUCGACAUCGACAUACGACGCUCCAGCCUGCGCUACGAUACACGCGCCAAAAGCGUCUACUCCGAAAACUAUUUGAGCGCCAGCCAGCCACCGAGGCGUACCAGCCAAUUGGUCGACAGCUUAUAAUACAGUCGGGAUGAUUCGCUGUUGUCGGUGGCGCGCACAACGCCACAGCGAUCCACAUCGAUGCAGCUGCUGCCAACCCAACAGUCCAUGCAGUUGACGGACACCACGCCAGUACGCGCUACCGGCAGCGGCAUGCACCAGUUGGCGCCGCUCCCACUGCCGUCGUAUGUCGGCAAACGCCUGCUCCAGAUCAAGCCUGGUGUUGGACACGAUUUGAAUGGCGGCGACAUGCAGAGCAGGGGAGGCGCACUUGCGAAUGCCGAUGUCGGUGAUGGCGAGGAUGAUGAACCGCAACAGAUACAGAUCGAAAUACCGUUGGCCUAUGUCAAGAAGUGGAACAAAAGCAAUAAAACAACAACAACAGCAGUAACCGCAGCCACGGUCAAUAGCACAGCGAGCACAGCGUCGACCACAAUAACAACAACAGUGACAACACCGAAAGGCACCGAAAGACACGAGCACACACUCGUUUAGGGAAAACUCGCACAGCCAUAUAGGCCAAAGUAAGGGGACGGUAGUAUUAUGGAUGGUCAUCGCGUACAAAUCGCGUUGAAUACUUUGUAUGUAUGCAUCAAAUAACCGCCGCAGCUAUAAAAUAUUACCAUUUUCAUGAGCAAGUGGCGCAAAGUGCAAGAACUAUUCUUUUAAAAAAGAUCUACAAAAUCCUUUGAAUUCACCUUUAUUUAGUCUGAAGCGUUCUCGGAGGUAUUAUACCUAUAGGAUAUCAAGAGAUUAAGAGGCUAAAGUAAGAGGCUUAGGAGUAGGCAGGGGAUAUAGUAUAGCGUGAAAAUGCGCAUUCUUUUUGCUGUUAAAAUAAUUAUUCUUGAAUUUUUAUGGUUCUUUAAGUUUGUCUUAAUAAUCUAGAGAAUUUUGUUCAAAAUCGUUUUCGAUCGAACUUUUAGCCAACUUUUUGCUUCACUUAAUUAUCAAUUGUAUUCAACUCAAAUAAAAAAUAAUAAAGUGAGAAAUUUUUAACGGAGUUGAUAAAGUAGGAAUUUCUUCAUGCUUCAGCUUCAGCCUGAAAGUCUUUAAAAUUAUUAACACAUUCUGAUCGAAUUACUUUUUCCAUGAAAUACCCGGUAUGCGCAUAUGCUUUGGCCGCAUUUAAACGUGCCAUAAUCAGUAAUGCAAUUUAUAAUACUUUUUGCAGUUGCACAUUAAUCCGCGCGAGCGUACUCGCUGAGCUUCCUUUUGCCGCCGUGCAACAUAUGUAUUUCAAUAUUCCAUGGCAAUGCGCAUUUUUUUGCGUCGGAUUCCCAAUUAAUUAGUAAAUGUGCACCUGAAUUAGCAGCAGGUAUCGCGCCAUCUGCGGCAGCAGCUGGCGUCGGCGUCGGGACAUUUUAAUCAGACAAAAGCUUUUUUGCGGAAAUCAAUCCUCAAACAGCGCUGACAUUGCCAUGCAAAAACCGUUAUCGAGCGCACUUUCCGAUAGAAUUUAUAUUUUAUUCAGCAAUGCAUUGCACUCACAUACAAACCAA